This is a messenger RNA of Rhineura floridana, 7673 nucleotides long. RefSeq names its product VPS26 retromer complex component B (gene VPS26B). NCBI's taxonomy places the organism in Eukaryota, Metazoa, Chordata, Lepidosauria, Squamata, Rhineuridae. Bases 1225 to 2235 code for a protein of 336 amino acids. Gene Ontology annotation, cellular component: retromer complex; endosome. The record is from RefSeq and is a predicted model, not a curated record. Gene Ontology annotation, biological process: intracellular protein transport; retrograde transport, endosome to Golgi. The transcript is spliced from 6 exons.
GGCGGGUGCUGCCACACUCUCACCGCGCUUGCGCGCGAGGGCAGCGGCCUGUGCCUCUCUACGCGCUUCGAGAGGAGGAGACGACGUAUGCACCUUGGGAGCGCGCUUGGGGUAGCCCCUCCUGCCUUGGUUCCCCCUCCUUCCCUUUGCUCAGGACCGGGUGGAGCGCAGGCGCAGUGCGAGGCCCCGAGUCCGGGGAAGCGGCGCGAGCGCCGUAGCUAGCAGCGAGGGCAGCCGAGGCGAAGGCGGAGAAGAGCGAGCGCGUCGUCCUCGAGGCGGCGGCGGAGGCUGCUGCUGUCAUCCUUUUGCAAAGGCCGGGCGGCGCAGGGCAGGCUCCAGGGCUGCGUUGCAUUGCUCCGCAUAGGAUUGCUCUCCGGAGCCUCAGGCCUUUCUGCAGCAAUCGCCCUCUCCCCUCCCCUUUCUCCCAAGGAGCAACGCCCCCAUCGGACUUCUAAAUCUCCCAUUCCAUCUCUAUUAUUAUUAUUAUUAUUAUUUUAUUAUUAUUAUUAUUAAGCAAGCGUGAGAAAGUGGGCCCGCAGACUGCACAUACCUUCCUUAUCCGCCCACCCCCUCCACCCCAGCGGCAGGGUCCUUUUUGCACGCCUCUUUCCAUCUUCUGCCGGAGCUGCUGUGGCGCCCCCUUUUUUCAUUGCCAUCAACCGUGGCCCCCAUGGCUUGCAGCGUCGCACUCCGUCUCCAGCUGUGAACGCCCCCCUUUUCCCGCAUUGACGGCCGGAGGUUAGGGAACAGCGCCUCAAAGUUGGCCCUGCCUUGAACCUGUCCAUUCCUGGAUCUAGCCUUUCCACUCCUUGGGAGCUGUUGCUUGCAGAGCAUCGUUUUUUGUUAUUAGGGCCAAACAGCAUCUGCUGAUGCUCCCUUCCCUCCAUCGCCCCAGUUUCCUUAAGCAGCUGUAACCCUCCUUUUCCUCUGAGCCCCUUCUCCCCAGUAUAGGGUUAGUCAUCUUCUGCCAGCAGACCCUUUAUGUGCAAGGAUCCCCAUCGCCUGUGGCUUCCUUGUAUUGCUUUGGUAACUGUUUUUUAGCCAAACAAGCCGAGAUUGCAUUGCGGCCUCUGCAAGUUUGCUCUGCCUUCACAGUGUCAGGCAAGUCUCCAGGCUGGAGAACCUGAAUUGACAGCCAUCCCAAGGUGCUCCUUGCCCCUUACUGUUCUUCCCUCAUUGGCAUCGCUUUAGCUCUCUGGGGUGCCACCUCUCCCCGACAUCGCAAUGAGCUUCUUUGGAUUUGGACAGAGCGCGGAGUUGGACUUGGUACUGAGCGACGCAGAGAGCAGGCGCCGGGCAGAGCAUAAGACUGAGGAAGGCAAAAAGGAGAAAUAUUUCCUCUUCUAUGAUGGCGAGACAGUUUCGGGGAGGGUCAUCCUCACCCUCAAGCACCCGAACAAACGGCUGGAACACCAAGGAAUCAAGGUGGAGUUCAUUGGACAAAUUGAGCUGUAUUACGACCGAGGGAACCACCACGAAUUCGUGUCCCUCGUGAAGGAUUUGGCCCGUCCUGGAGAGUUCACCCAAUCGCAAACCUUUGACUUUGAAUUCACACAUGUUGAAAAACCAUACGAGUCCUACACUGGGCAGAACGUGAAGCUAAGGUACUUCCUCCGUGCCACUGUAAGCCGCAGAAUGAAUGAUGUGGUGAAGGAGAUGGACAUUGUUGUACACACACUUAGCACGUACCCAGAACUUAAUUCCUCCAUCAAAAUGGAGGUGGGGAUUGAAGACUGCCUACACAUUGAGUUUGAGUACAAUAAAUCCAAAUACCAUUUAAAAGACGUGAUUGUUGGGAAGAUCUACUUCCUCCUAGUGCGGAUCAAGAUCAAACACAUGGAGAUUGACAUCAUCAAGAGGGAGACCACAGGGACUGGGCCCAACGUUUACCACGAAAAUGAUACAAUAGCUAAAUACGAGAUCAUGGAUGGGGCACCCGUCAGAGGGGAGUCCAUCCCCAUCAGGCUCUUCCUCGCUGGCUACGAGCUGACGCCAACCAUGAGGGACAUCAAUAAGAAGUUCUCAGUGCGCUAUUAUCUCAACCUGGUGCUGAUUGACGAGGAGGAGCGGCGCUAUUUUAAACAGCAGGAGGUGGUGUUGUGGCGGAAGGGAGACAUCGUGAGGAAGAGCAUGUCCCAUCAGGCUGCCAUUGCCUCUCAGCGGUUCGAAGGCACGUCCUCCCAGACGGAGAGCAGAACGCCAAGCCAGCCUUCAGAGAAUAACGGCCAGCAGUGAGAAGCCUUAUGGGUCGAGGGGUUCCAGAGAGCUUCCGUGGCCAAGGCUUGCAGAUGUGGACGAGGAAGGAGAAUGCAGAACGAAUCUUUCACCAGAGACUUGCAAACACAAAUUGUCUGUCGGGGGUGUGUGCGUGCUUUUGUUUUUCCUUUAUUCCUUUUCUCCUGAGGACUAGUAACUUAACAGGAUGGGGAAGGGGGGCGACAGACAUGACAGCAACCAGGUCUGCCUCCCUCUGCAUUUAAAUAUUCCUUGGGAGUGGGUUGGAAGCUGGGUCAUGUGUUUUUAAAGCAGGAGAGGAAUGAUGGUGGAAAUGAUGUGUUGGUAUUCUCAGACAUGAUGCUAAAAGCAUCCCCCUCCCAAAUGUAAAGACCCCGCCCCCCCAUCCGAUUUGUACAUUUGCAUUUUUUUAAUGAAACGUUCUCCCAUAUUCUCUUCCUCAAUGGCAUUAUUCAUAUGCACAUAUAAAUAGCACCAGAGAGGCUGAAAGCACAUGUAGUAUUCACGUGUGAAAACAUCCUUUGUCUAGUGUUUCCUAAGCUCACGAAAGCUGAAUGAAAAUUUGGGAGUCUAGCUUCAUACUUAACACCUCAAAGCAUUUUAUUUUUAAGGUCUGUGGAAGGAAGAAUGGCCUACCCUUGGAGAAGGCCACCCUCUGUUCCUGGAUGAGUCUUUGUUCUGAGUGCACCUCCUGAUUGGAAGAAAGUGGGUGUAGAACAGCACCUCUUGCAGAGACACAGGGGGCAACUUCUUCCGAGGGCAGGCAUCUGAGUAUUUGCAUCGGCUGUGAUUUGAAUGAGCCGGUCACACCUGACUGGAAAGAGGCGGGGCUAGUAAAUGGGGCAGAGAGGCAAGCAGGAACCGCUGUGGCUAGCUAAGUACAUUGGGCCCACAGCAGACUUUAAUUUCAGGGUUGGAGAAAUCAUCCGUGGCCUUCCUGAUGCUGUUAAGUUCCAACUCUCCAGCCAGCCUGGCCAGUGGUCAGAGUUGAUGGGAGUUGUGGUGCGAUAACAUGUGGGGGGCACAGCUUCCCCAUCAUCUGUUUAUUUAUUAAUUUGGCUUGCUGAUUGUGGCACGGGGCUUGGGCAUGUUUACCUUCAGUCUUUCAGGUUUGUUAGCUGAACUGGGCAGCAGCCAUCCUGCUGUCCAGGAUAGGCUUUACUGGACCAUCCUGAAGGAUCCUUCAUUUUCCACCAAGGAAAGAGCAGGGGUGAGAAGCAAAUCCCAACAGUUUGUGUGUGUGUGUGUGUGUGUGUGUGUGUGAGAGAGAGAGAGAGAGAGAGAGAGAGAGAGAGAUUCCCUGCUUCAGUUAUAGCCCCCCCUUUUUUAAAAAAUAGCAGCCCUGACCCCGCUAGCAUUCUCCUAUUCUCCCAGCUGCUUCCAGGCACUCUGUUGCUGUUUCAAAAGCUGCUGAAUCAGCACAGUCCCCUCCUUCCGUGAGACAAAAAAUGGAAGCAACAAAAGGCCGCAGUGAGCCCAAGAACCCCAAAUCUAGAGAGGCUUCUGAAUUCCCUCCCUCCAGGGGUAGGCAAUGCUUGUUGGAUCAUCCAGUCUCUCCUAACACAAUGUGGAAUAACCUGCCUUCCCAAGGUACCGUCUCCAAAAGUGUUGGCUUUCCCAUGGAGCUACUUUGUUACUGAAGCCAAGGUAUCUGUUGGCCUAUCUAAGCCAGCAAGUGUCAGCUGUGGCUGUCAAUGGCUCCCAACGUUUCUGGCACAGAGAGGUCUUCCUUGGCCGUCUGAUGCUUUAACCAGGAAGGUGAAAGUAUGAACUGUUUGUAAACUUGUACAGUAGGGCCCAAUCAAACGGCGGGUUACUUUCUGGACCCCCGCCAAAAAGCGAAAACCGCUGAAAAGGAACUCAUUGAAUGGUGCGUGAUGCCCGAAAACCGCCAUAAAAGCGGAACAAGCGCCGUAUGAGUGGGGCUUUAGUCUAAUUGCAUCUAAUUGAGACUGCUGCAUUAGCAAAGCGCCGUAAAGUGGGGCCCUACUGUACCUUGGGAUUAGAUGCCUGAGAAGCACUGGUUAGAAUUGGGCUGCUUUUCCCGAAGUCCCAGAGGGUCUGUCCCCUGGAGAGCUUGCCAUGUAACAGGUGUGGGGAACCUUUGGCCCUCCAGAUGUUGCUGGACUAUAAUUCCCAUUGUCUCUGGCCAUUGGCCAUACUUGCUGGGGCUGAUGGGAGUUGUAGUUCAGCAAUAUCUGGAGGGUCACAGGUUCCCCACACCUGGCCUAUAACCUGAAAAGAUCACGUCCCCUUGAGACAAACAUCACCUUCCCCCAAAACACGAACUAGCAUAAGCUUCGACGUUUACCUGAACAUUUAAAAUGGACAGAGAUAAAUAAAUGUGUAUUGUUCUGUAAGAAUGGUUAACCUUUUUUUGUUAGUUUUCACCAUUGAGAUAGGCUAAGGAUAAUAACCAGUCACUUUCCUUCAAGCUCCAUGUUAUGAUAAAUAUGCCCUUUCUUCUGCAGAGACGGGCUUAAUAGUGAAUGUUAGUUCUAGAUAUUUAGAAAUUUGCCCGUCAAGCCCCUCUCCCUCCAAAACAAACCAUUUACCUGUAAUUUAAUAGCAUAGUAAAUAUUUGUCUGAUCUGCCUUCUGACUUGAGCACUUUAGGAAUGUUACUUUUAAGCUUCCCUUCUGUGAAACAACAAAAAAAUAUAUAUCUGCACCUUCAUUUUGUUAAAAUAUGGCUUCCAACCAUACUCCAGGAAUAUUCAGGUCUCAUUUAAACAGUUCUUAUUCUUGAUGUUAGGGUUACAGUUACAUCUAUGCUGAGAUUUCACAGGACCUCCAUCAAAGCUCUGGAGGAGAUGACAAUUUCAACUUUUAUUUUAGAAAGGAGCCAGGUUGUUAGGUCGUGUGGAUGCAAUGGAUGAAAAUGUGCUUGUGCCGAUGACAUUUCAGAAGGCAGCAUGAAUAAAGCAUCCAUUAGCCUGCAUAACUCUUCCCAUGACUAGCAAAACCAGAAUAAACUGCAAAAUUUUGAACAAUCUGUAGAUUAAAUGUGUUUGCAUCAUUGAUGCAGGAUAUACACUUCCACUUUUCUCGGGGCAGCAACCUAGACUGCCUAUAUGCAGAGCUCUUGCCUCCAUAUAGGGUAUUUAACUGAAAAUGCUUCACCUAUUCAAGAUUCCCAUUCCAAAAUCCAGUGAAAAUAAUUCUCUGAACAAUCCAACCUUUACAUCAGGGAUGUGGAACCUUUGGCCCUCCAGAUGUUUCUGGACAUCAUCUCCCAUCCUCCUUGACCAUGUUGCCUGGGGCUUAUGAGAGUUGGAGUCCAGCAACAACUAGAGGGCACCAGGCUUCAGAGGCUCACUGGUUGCCACUUCCUACUCAUUGAACACUUUGCACCUCUCUUCUCACGUAUGAAAGCCAAGAAUACUGUGUAAAUAGAAAGCUACCCUCUCCUUCCCCCCCAGACUGAAGCAAAAGGCAAUUGCGUUGGGUCCUCAAAGGAGAGAGAUCAUACAUUGGCUCUCACCGCAAAGCAGGCUGGGUAUUAAUGCUAUGUUUACACUGCCCUUCUUGAGCUCCUCAUUCAGGUGUGACUGUCUUUCCUGUGCCGGAGCAGCAGUGAAACUAUCUCCUUGAUAACUUUAACCAGAAGUUGGUGAUCAUUCAGCCAUUCAUCUCCACCUUAACAGACACUGGUUGUUCAACAUAACAAGGCUGUCUUCUGCUCACUAUUUAGGAAAUUCUUAGCUAUGUAAUUAUUGCUAUUUGCUCUGGAGGUGUAAAAUGAGGAAUGUGAUUUUGGAAAAGAGCAAAUGUUUUCCAGUUGCACAUAUUGGGCAAUGGCUACUCUGAAGUGAAAUGCAAACAGACGUCCUUGACUGAUGAAUUCUUAAGUUUUUUUUUAAAGGUGGGAAACCUGUUUCCUCCAGAUGUUGCUAGACCACAACUCUCAGCAUCCCUGCCUAUUGGCUAUGCUAACUGGGGCUGAUGGGAGUUGGGAGUCCAAUGACAUGUGAAAGGCCACAGGUCCCCCACCCGUUAUAAAAAGUCAUACCAUGUGCUUGUAUUGUCUGUGGGCUAGUGCUUCCUAAGCUUUACUGUAUUAAGGCUGCUGUCUAGUCUGUCUGCUCUUUAUUGGACCGUUGCAUUUUGUUAACCUUACCAACUACAUGAGGGGAUGCUUGGAAGCUUCUCUGCAUUUUAACUCACAGGGUAAGAGGUUUGUUUUCUGGCCCAGGAAUCAAACACAGCUGUUUUCCAAGCAGUGUGCAUGCCCUGCUUCCACAGAAGCGCAAAGCCCAGGAUGUGGUAGCAGGUGCAGAACCAUGUUUCUUGACAACUUAAGCUUUCAUUGUAAAAAGAGAAGUUGGAAAGAUACACUUCAAACUGUGGUACCAGUCUAUGGAGAGAUCGCAGCUGUGAGAGGGGUGGCCAAAUCAGGGUUUUUUUUUCGUUUCGCAGACAGGGCGUGAGAGCCAUGCAUAACUCUUUUCUCUAUGACUAGGAGGAAUAAAUUAUGCAAAAUAUUUUGCUGCUUUUGCAUAAUUUUAUACAGAUGACACUGGUUGUCCAGUUUAGAACAUCUUUUGGUUGUGGGGAACCUUUUUGGCCCCAUGGGUCAGAUCCUUAUCUCCUCCUCACCUUGCAGGCCAACUUUGACAGGAGGGCAAGACCAGUAACCUGGCAAUCAUCUGAUGUUAUAGUUAAAUCAGGUGAUUGGCAGGCAGGUUGUCCUGCCCACCUAUCAGAGGGGUGGCAGGAGAUAGCCGGACCAAACAGGCUUCACAUCUCCAAUUAGCUGAUGGGCCAGGUAUGUGUGUUCAGUACUGCUUUCUGCAAGGAUAGGCUUCAUGCAAGAGUUCCCCAAGGGGAACUUGCUGGUGCAGCUGAACCAAGCAAGACUGAAUCCCCCCUCCACUGCCCAUCAGCUGAUGUCACCUGAUUAACGGGUCGGUGCGGUUUCAGUAGAACAGCCUCACGGGCUAAAUUGCAACCCCUGAUGUGCCAGUAGUGGCCCAAGCUAGAGGUCCAUAGUUAUUUUAUUUAUUAAGGCACAUUGUAUACUUCAGGCUUCUAACUCUCCAUUACAUUCCCACCUCAAGCUCAGUUUCUAUCAGACCUUCUCAGAGUAGCAUCCAUGUUCAUUUUGCACCUGGUCAUUCCUGGGAAAAAGCCAUGUUUAAUAUUCAUCUCCAGGGUGAGACACCACAGAAGGAAAACAAAAUCCCAAGCAGAGCUAUCAGAGCAGCUGCAAAGACCACCCAUGAUGGUCUGGCUGCCCUGUGCCAGAAGGUUCCAGGGUGGGGUAAGGGAGUCCACAGGUACUAAAUUAAGCUGUGCAGCUUGUAAAUUUAAGCCUCUGCAUUGUUUACAUCUUUCUUAAUUCAUUGUCUUUUAAAUGGUUGUAUUUUUAAAUGAUGGGAGGUUGUUCUCUUUUUUUUGGUCUCCAAUUAAAAAAGAGCCAUUCUAGGCUUUCAAAGA